AUGGCGACGAGGAAUCGGACGACGGUGUACAGGAAGCACAGGGAUGCGUGUAAGAGCGCUCGUGCUCCUUUAUCUUUAUCGGCUUCUGAUUCCUUCGGUGGUCCGGUGAUCGAAAUGGUUAGCGGCUCGUUUACUCGGUCGAAUCACACUGCUUACGCUCCUCUGAAUUCCAGUGAUCCUGGUCCGUCGAGUAGCGAUGCCUUCACAAUUGGUCUCCCACCAGCUUGGGUAGAUGAUUCUGAGGAGAUAACUUUUAAUAUACAAAGUGUGCGAGACAAAAUGAGUGAGCUAGCAAAGGCUCAUUCGAAGGCUCUAAUGCCUACGUUUGGGGACAACAAAGGGAUUCAUCGUGCGGUCGAAAUGCUCACUCAUGAAAUCACGGAUCUGUUGAGGAAUUCAGAAAAGAGACUGCAGAAGUUAUCUACUCGAGGGCCUUCAGAAGAAUCAAAUCUCAGGAAAAAUGUGCAGCGUUCUCUUGCAACAGAUCUUCAAAGCCUCUCCAUGGAGCUUCGCAGAAAACAGUCUACUUAUUUGAAACGUUUGCAGCAGCAGAAAGAGGGUCAGGAUGAUGUAGAUUUGGAGUUUAACAUGAAUGGAAACAUGUCGAGACUUGAUGAAGACGAGGAACUUGGUGGGAUGGGUUUUGAUGAACACCAGACAAUCAAGUUGAAGGAAGGGCAACAUGUCUCAGCGGAAAGGGAAAGAGAGAUUCAGCAGGUUUUGGGAUCCGUGAAUGACCUUGCACAGAUAAUGAAGGACUUAUCAGCUCUUGUGAUUGACCAGGGUACAAUAGUUGAUCGAAUAGACUACAAUAUCCAGAAUGUUUCAACAUCGGUAGAGGAAGGCUUUAAACAACUACAAAAGGCGGAGAGAACACAAAGAGAAGGAGCAAUGGUGAAAUGUGCGACGAUACUUCUUAUACUCUGUAUCAUAAUGAUUGUUCUUUUAGUCCUCAAGAAUAUGUUGUUCUAG
Microthlaspi erraticum is the source of this 972-nucleotide messenger RNA. The record is from the annotation of a GenBank genome assembly. Lineage: Eukaryota; Viridiplantae; Streptophyta; Magnoliopsida; Brassicales; Brassicaceae.